AUGGCACCUAUGAUGCUCAUCCUCGACGUCAAGACACGGUGGUCCUCAACAUAUCAAAUGCUACUACUAGACCCUCGAAUCGCAUAUAAAGGACUCAAGGAAGAUUACAAAGAUGAUGAAACACUGCUUUCCGGGCUGGAGAAAUCCAAGGCGACGCUUCGAGCACAUUUCAAUGAGUUCUACCGUGCGCCCCCUGCCCCUGACCCCUCAACAACAACAACUUUGCAAUCAAUAUCCCCUGCCGAUUACGACUUCAUGGCCCGCUACGAAAUUAAGGAUCGAGUAUCAGUCGACGAGUUGGAAGAGUUUUGGAAUCUUCCACGGGAGGAUAUCCGAACCUGUGACCCUAUUCAAUGGUGGUACAGCCGGCGCCACCACUUUCCCAGUCUUUACCGCCUCGCUCGCAAUCUACUCGCAAUCCCAGGCUCUGCUGUAGCCGUAGAACGCAUAUUCUCUGGUGCAAGGGAUACAAUCUCCUUGCGACGCGCUAGCCUCAAGCCACAGACCAUUGAAAUACUCAUGCUACUUAAGCACCGGCUUCGACUUGCACGAACGAGCACUGUACAGUCACAUAAAUAA
This is a messenger RNA of Pleurotus ostreatus (oyster mushroom), 579 nucleotides long. RefSeq lists its product as uncharacterized. Lineage: Eukaryota; Fungi; Basidiomycota; Agaricomycetes; Agaricales; Pleurotaceae. The transcript has 3 exons. Gene Ontology annotation, molecular function: protein dimerization activity. The record is from RefSeq and is a predicted model, not a curated record. Bases 1 to 579 code for a protein of 192 amino acids.